Messenger RNA from Gigantopelta aegis, 1037 nucleotides. RefSeq lists its product as uncharacterized. Gene Ontology annotation, molecular function: lysozyme activity. The transcript is spliced from 7 exons. Bases 1 to 852 code for a protein of 283 amino acids. The record is from RefSeq and is a predicted model, not a curated record. Lineage: Eukaryota; Metazoa; Mollusca; Gastropoda; Neomphalida; Peltospiridae.
AUGACGGUGCAUCGUGCAUAUCCUAAGUGCACCGUAAACACAGUCGUGAUAGUCGGGGGUAAUCGUGGGACUUGGCUGAUCAGCAGGCAUUUCUAUGCGAGUCUUGCGGACGUCGGAAUAAACCGGGAGGCAGUCAUAGUACAGUCUGGAGCUCGACGCGCGCUUGGUCUUGAUUUUGCGUGUACGGCUCGGCUGGGUCAUUGCCAAGAAGAUAGUCUACAUUGUUCCGGAAGUUACCACAGCAGACUCUGUUCCGGUCAUGCGUCAAGAAAAUGCUGUAUUCCUAACUCAGCAGUCAGUUCUGGUUCUGAUAGUCGCUGUACCAACCAGGGCGGGAACUGUCAGGAAAAGACCUCACACUGUGCCGGAAGUUACGUCAGUGGAUUGUGUUCUGGCAGUGCGUCCAGAAAGUGCUGCUUGCCAUCUUCAGUUCUUGGUUCAGGAAUUUCCCAGAAAUGUCUUGACUGCAUCUGCAAGCACGAAUCUGGAUGCCGGCCGCUGGGAUGCCACAUGGAUGUAGGGUCACUGUCGUGUGGGUAUUUUCAAAUUAAGUCCGGCUACUGGCAUGACUGCGGUAAACCAGGAUCCAGUUGGGAAGCGUGUGCCAAAAGUAAAACAUGUGCGGAAGAAUGCGUGAGAAGGAACAUGCGUCGAUAUGGCACGUACUGCACGGGCAAGGGCGACCGAGCUGUGAAGACUACGCCAGAAUACACAAUGGAGGACCCCAUGGCUGCCGGAAGUCGGCCACUCUCAGCUACUGGAAUCACGUGGCCGCGCGUGGUUGUACAGCCAACUCUUAAGAUUUCACCGAAUUAUCUCAAUAAAUUACCGUACAUCAUGAAAUUAAUGUGAGCAAAAUAUUAAUGCGAAAAAUGCGUCCGAUGUAUCGACGCAUUAAUUACUUGACACAAUAUAUAUUUUUAACCUUUGUCAUCAGCUAGGAAAAAUAACCAACCAAACGUAAUCAUGUAAAGAACAAGAUAACACGAAUGUUUAAAAAAAAGUAUUCUGGACAAGCAAAACGAAUGGUCCAUUAA